Molecule: messenger RNA, 1092 nt
Organism: Sesamum indicum (sesame)
Lineage: Eukaryota; Viridiplantae; Streptophyta; Magnoliopsida; Lamiales; Pedaliaceae
Product: ethylene-responsive transcription factor ERF014
Biological process (GO): regulation of DNA-templated transcription
Molecular function (GO): DNA binding; DNA-binding transcription factor activity
Source: RefSeq, a predicted model, not a curated record
CUCCCCAUUUCCUCCACAAUCACAAACCCACAAAUACACAUAUCAUCAAUCAAGAAUGGUCAAGUCAGGAAACAAGAAGAUCAACAUCCCAUGUUCAAGUACAACACCAGCAGCAGCAGCUACUGCUAAUUCAUCGAAAUCUCAAUGCAAGAACAAGUACAAGGGAGUGAGAAUGAGGAGCUGGGGGUCAUGGGUUUCUGAGAUACGGGCACCCAAUCAGAAAACAAGAAUCUGGCUAGGCUCUUAUUCUACUCCUGAAGCAGCUGCUCGAGCUUACGAUGCUGCACUUUUAUGCCUCAAGGGCUCUUCAGCCAAUCUCAAUUUCCCACUCAACUCUACCCACAAUAAUCCAAACCCUGAUAACGCCAUCAUGUCCCCUAAAUCCAUCCAAAGAGUUGCAGCAGCAGCAGCAGCAGCAGCCAAUGCCGAUCAAGACUCCGCUCAUUUCAUCAACCCACACUCGCCCUUGCUUUCUGCUACCUCUUCUUCUAGCAACACUUGGUCGUCGACGUCGUCGCCAUCGCUCUCGUCAUCGUCGCCUAAUAGUGAUUCCAACAUCCACAACAUCGACGACGAUCGUAUCUCAUUGGCCGCACCUGCUGCCGAUGAUUACAAGGUACAUGAUAAUCAACUGGAUGAGCCGAGUGUGUUUGCUAUGUCCUCAUGGUACAACUUCGAUUCCCCCAAGUACACUGAAAUGCUCAAUGGGGUGUUCUUUGAUCCUACGAUGAUGGAGGACUACUCUUACGAAGACACCGAUAUUCGUCUCUGGAGCUUCUGCUGAUCGAUCUAUCCAUCGAGAUUAUUUACAAUGUCCGAAUUAUUUCUAUAAUUAUUAUUUGUUUAUUCAUUGGAUGAUCUUCAGUUUAUUUCUUGAAGACAUUGCUGACAUAGACAGACAGGUUUUAAUUACUUCAAUUGAUGUUAUUUAUACUUGUAAGGAUUUCACAGGAGAAGAACAUAUUUUCUGGGCUCUCCCAAGUGAAUUAAUCCUGUAUAUUUAAUUUGUAUUAAUUACAUUCCAUGUCACACACAUACUAUGUGACAUUGAUUUACUUUUUUGUAUAAUUUAAUGUUUUAAUUCUCUGAAAA